This is a messenger RNA of Auanema sp. JU1783, 1017 nucleotides long. Lineage: Eukaryota; Metazoa; Nematoda; Chromadorea; Rhabditida; Rhabditidae. The record is from the annotation of a GenBank genome assembly.
AUGCAAUUUCAUGAGGAAAAGGGGGGUACCCUCAGAACAGAGUACUAUCUCGGAAAUAUGAAUGCAGAGAAAUCGAAAGUGGAUAUCGAUAUUAAAAAUCCACCGAAAACCCGAAUAGAAAAUAUGGACAUGCCGUACUUCCCAGUGAAAUACACUCAAGGAACACCUUGUCAACUAAUAGAGAAACCCAGAACAACAACAGUUAUGUAUAUUUGCAAUGAGUACGUACGCUCUCAAAUCUACUCGGUAACAGAAGUUAGCACCUGCGCUUAUGAAGUUGUCGUUCUAACGAAAGCGAUUUGCAAACAUCCAUCAUUCAAACCACCGUCGAAGGAUAUCCAUGACAUUGUAUGCUACAAAAAAGAAAAAGCUGAUGAUCCACGACCCAAAUCUCUAGCAGAGCAAGAGGCUCGACAUAGCUCUACUUUCAAACGAGAGUAUUCGAUCCCUGAGGGGCACAAAGUGAGGAGAGAACAAGGUCAAAAGCCGGUACUACUCCAAACACACAAACAAGAAAACUUGGUUGAAAAACCUAAUCGAAAGAUAGUGGAAUCGUGGUAUGAUUUCCUGAGUGGAAGACAGUGCUUGGAAAGUAGUGAUAAUGCUUAUUGGAAAUACAAGAUUUGUUUUGGAGUUUCAAUAACGCAAUUCCAUGCUGAAGAGAAAACGGGUCGGAUUGAAAUAGUUCUCGGAGAGUUCGAUGAAAAAAUUCAUAAAGCGUGGGUCGAUCAGGAUAAAAAAGCUCGCCAACCAAGAAAAAUUGGAAAGCGCGUUGCUCGAAUUGAUUAUAUGUAUGCUCAUGGAGAAAUCUGUGAAGAAACUGGAGCUCAUAGAAAUGUCAUUGUUCGAUUGCAUUGCGAGAAAGGUGAUAAUCAGGUGUUCAUGUUCAACAUAGAGGAGCCGAAAACAUGCAGUUACAUACUUGACAUAGAGCACUCGUCGUUUUGCGAGCCGAUGCAAACUGCUGACGAAUACGGUAUUAUUCCUUUGGAUCCUGCUCAUACUGUCAAGUUUUAA